Cavia porcellus (domestic guinea pig) is the source of this 981-nucleotide messenger RNA. RefSeq names its product chymotrypsin-like elastase family member 3B. Gene Ontology annotation, biological process: proteolysis. The coding region runs from base 29 to 832 and encodes 267 amino acids. Gene Ontology annotation, molecular function: serine-type endopeptidase activity. The transcript has 8 exons. Lineage: Eukaryota; Metazoa; Chordata; Mammalia; Rodentia; Caviidae. The record is from RefSeq and is a predicted model, not a curated record.
UUGCUUUCCCAUCAUCUCAAAGCUCACGAUGCUCCGGUUGCUGACUUCCCUUCUGCUUGUGGCCCUAGCCUCAGGCCGAACCAUCUACAGCCCCUCUGGGCGCGUGGUCAAUGGUGAGGACGCUGUUCCCUACAGCUGGCCCUGGCAGGUCUCCUUGCAGUAUGAGAGGAAUGGGGCCUACCAUCACACCUGCGGUGGCAGCCUCAUUGCCCCCAACUGGGUCCUGACUGCAGGCCACUGCAUCUCGAGCUCUCUGACCUAUCAAGUGGUGCUGGGCGAGUAUGACCGGUCUGUGAAGGAGGGACCUGAGCAGGUGAUCCCCAUCAACAAGGGCGACCUCUUUGUGCACCCGAAAUGGAACAGCAACUGUGUGGCCUGUGGCAAUGACAUCGCCCUGAUCAAGCUCUCUCGAAGUGCCCAGCUGGGGAAUGCUGUCCAGGUCGCCAGCCUCCCUCCUGCUGGUGACAUCCUGCCCAAUGGAGAGCCCUGCUACAUCAGUGGCUGGGGCCGUCUCUACACCAAUGGGCCCCUGCCGAACAAGCUGCAGCAGGCCCUGAUGCCCAUGGUUGACUACAAGCACUGCUCCCAGAAGGACUGGUGGGGCUCCACUGUGAAGGCAACAAUGGUGUGCGCUGGCGGGGACCUGCAGUCGGGCUGCAAUGGUGACUCUGGAGGACCCCUCAACUGCCCGACCAAUGCGGGCAUCUGGCAGGUCCACGGUGUGGCCAGCUUUGUUUCUUCCCUGGGCUGCAACACUCUGCAGAAGCCCACAGUGUUCACCCGCGUCUCAGCCUUCACUGACUGGAUCAAGCAGACCAUAGCCAACAACUAGGAGCAGAGCCCGGCUGGCCGCGCCGAUCGCACCUCCUCCAUAAAGAAGAAAGGUUUCUCUGGGAUUUAGCUCAGCGGCAUAAGCGCCUGCCUGGCAAGUGCAAGGUCGUGAGUUUGAUCCCUGGUACCAAAUUUAAAAAAAAAAUAAAA